Messenger RNA from Myotis brandtii (Brandt's bat), 2602 nucleotides. It is a transcript of the gene SLC13A4, whose product is annotated as solute carrier family 13 (sodium/sulfate symporter), member 4. The transcript is spliced from 11 exons. Gene Ontology annotation, cellular component: membrane. Gene Ontology annotation, biological process: monoatomic anion transmembrane transport. Bases 291 to 1610 code for a protein of 439 amino acids. Gene Ontology annotation, molecular function: transmembrane transporter activity. Lineage: Eukaryota; Metazoa; Chordata; Mammalia; Chiroptera; Vespertilionidae. The record is from RefSeq and is a predicted model, not a curated record.
CUGUCUGCCUAGUUUCCUACACUGUAAAUGCAGGUACAACACGAGGACUAACAAAGUCCGCACUUGAGUACUCAGCACCAACCAGCCCGCCAUGUUAGCUAUUAUUAGGGGUGUCCCUCUCACAUCUAAGAAUGCGGACAGCAUCUCUGGAAGGUGAGGAAGACUGAGGUGAGAUGAGGCCUCCCCGAAGAGGUGGCGAUGAGAGUCGGAGACCUGACCAUGAGUGGGAGCAAACUAGAUGAAAGGAGAUCUGUGUGUGGGAAGAGUUCCCUUCGCAGGAAGGCUGGUCCAUGCUGAUCUCCCCCCUGCCUUCGCUUUGUUCCAGCACCUCGACUACAGACUUCACUUCUCUGAUGCAGAACAAGAACCUGAACGGUGCGCCCACGAUCACCAACCCCGUGAAAACAGCCAACCACCAAGACAAGCAGCACCCGUCCCAGGAAAAGCCACUAGUCCUGGCGUCCGGCCCCAGGAACCGGGAACUGAACAGAAAGUACAAGUCCCACCACGACCAAAUGAUCUGCAAGUGCCUGUCUCUGAGCAUAUCUUACGCCGCUACCAUCGGGGGCCUGACCACCAUCAUUGGCACCUCCACCAGCCUCAUUUUCUUGGAACACUUCAACAACCAGUAUCCAGCCGCAGAGGUGGUCAACUUUGGCACCUGGUUCCUCUUCAGCUUCCCCAUCUCCCUCAUCAUGCUGGUGGUCAGCUGGUUCUGGAUGCACUGGCUCUUCCUGGGCUGCAAUUUUAAAGAGACCUGCUCUCUGAGCAAGAAGAGUAAGACCAAAAGGGAAGAGCUGUCAGAGAAGAGGAUCCGAGAGGAAUAUGAAAAGCUGGGAGCCAUUAGCUACCCUGAAAUGGUGACUGGAUUUUUCUUCAUCCUGAUGACGGUGCUGUGGUUCACCCGGGAGCCUGGCUUUGUUCCUGGCUGGGAUUCUUUCUUUGAAAAGAAAGGCUACCGCACGGAUGCCACGGUCUCCAUCUUCCUCGGCUUCCUCCUCUUCCUGAUUCCGGCGAAGAAGCCUUGCUUUGGGAAAAAGAAGGAUGGGGAGGACCGGGAGCCCUCGCUGAGGAUGGAGCCCAUCAUCACGUGGAAGGACUUCCAGAAGACCAUGCCCUGGGAGAUUGUCAUCCUGGUGGGAGGAGGCUAUGCGCUGGCUUCUGGCAGCAAGAGCUCUGGCCUCUCCACAUGGAUUGGGCACCAGAUGUUGUCCCUGAGCAGCCUCCCACCGUGGGCUGUCACCCUGCUGGCCUGCAUCCUGGUGUCCAUAGUCACAGAGUUUGUGAGCAACCCAGCCACCAUCACCAUCUUCCUGCCCAUCCUGUGCAGCCUGUCUGAAACGCUGCACAUUAAUCCCCUCUACACCCUGAUCCCAGUCACCAUGUGCAUCUCCUUCGCAGUGAUGCUGCCUGUGGGCAAUCCCCCCAACGCCAUCGUCUUCAGCUACGGGCACUGCCAGAUCAAAGACAUGGUGAAAGCUGGCCUGGGGGUCAAUGUCAUUGGCCUGGUGAUAGUGACGGUGGCUAUCAACACAUGGGGAAUUAGCCUCUUCGACCUGGACACUUUUCCAGCCUGGGCUAUGGCCAGUAACAUCACUGAUCGGACCUAACACAAGUGGGCACACGGCCCAACCAGAGGCACUGCCAGCACUUAGCAGAAUCUGACCAACAAACAGGCCACGCAGAACACCAGGAGCACAGCACCCCCACCAGAAGAGUCCGCCAUCUUCCACCUCAAGUGCGGUUCAGGACUCGCACAACCAAAGCCCGAGAAAACCUACCCCUUUCUCACUUGUUUGUAUCUAGUCUCUGCAAUCGAUCCUGCGGAAGACAGGAAGAGGCGAAAGCCUGCCCCAGCUGCCCCUCAGAGGCUAAGCCCCACACUGCCGAGCCUCACUAAGUUUGAUGUUGUUCUUAAUCCCUUUUUAGGAGUUGAAGGAGAAAUCCAAAUCUCCUGCCUAUGCACAGCAAAACCAGCGGCAUCUCUUUCGUAGGAAAAUCUCACCUAGAACUUGAGACCUUACAUCAGCUCCUUUCUCUUAAGAGUUUCUGUCCUAAGUUCUCUACAAAAAGGCAAUUCUUAGUAAGCCCUCUUUGUGGCAGUCACAACUCUUAUCGCUGCUCUGAUUCCAUUUUAAGCAUCUCUCUUCAACGGCUUCUCUUUACUUUGGCACCAAAUUCCUAUAAAGUAACUGUUCCCCUUUCCAUAAAGGCUGGUGCUGUUCUCUCUGUCAACGGAAAAGGAAGCAGAGAAAGAAGACACACUGUGAUUAGCAUCUCUCUUCACUCAUCACGAGCCAUCAGUACCACUGUGCUGGUUAAGUGUUGGGAAGGAGGAAAAUUUUCAUACUUGUCUUAUUAAGGAGGCCAAAACUAUAAUUACGUCUACAGCACUAUUAAUGAUAUUUGACUGGCUUUCUUCUGGAUGUAAUUAGUUCAUUUCUGAGAAGACAGGUCCAGAAAGGCCCAGACCCAUUAGUCACUUUCUACAAGUAGAUGAGCCCUUUGAGGGGAGUGAUAUCCUAUGUCUCUGAAAAUCCCAGCUACUUAUACUACCUAGUAAACUGAAACUGCUUAAUAAAUGUUUCCCUUGAGAAAAUCA